This is a messenger RNA of Labrus bergylta (ballan wrasse), 3620 nucleotides long. Lineage: Eukaryota; Metazoa; Chordata; Actinopteri; Labriformes; Labridae. The record is from RefSeq and is a predicted model, not a curated record.
UCAGCCUGUCACAACUGGGCUACGAGUGGACCUACUGAGGGCACUCCCACAACUGAUCAGCCUGUCACAACUGAGGCAACAAGUGGACAAACAGAGGGCACUCCCACAACUGAUCAGCCUGUCACAACUGAGAAGACCAGUGGGCCAACUGAGGGAACUCCCACAACUGAUCAGCCUGUCACCACUGAGGCAACAAGUGGACCAACUGAGGGCACGCCCACAACUGAUAAGCCUGGCACAACUGAGGCAACGAGUGGACCAACUGAGGGCACCCCCACAACUGAUCAGCCUGUCACCACUGAGGCAACGAGUGGACCAACUGAGGGCACGCCCACAACUGAUCAGUCUGUCACAACUGAGGCAACAAGUGGACAAACAGAGGGCACUCCCACAACUGAUCAGCCUGUCACCACUGAGAAGACCAGUGGGCCAACUGAGGGCACACCCACAAGUGAUCUGCCUGGCGCAACUGAUCAGCCUGGCAAAACUGAGGUAACAAGUGGACCAACUGAGGGCACGCCAACAACUGAUUUGCCUGGCACAACUGAGGCAACAAGUGGACCUACUGAGGGCACUCCCAUAACUGAUAAGCCUGGUACAACUGAGGUUACAACUGUACCUUCAACUACACCACCUAUCACUCCAACAAUUCAACCAACUACCCAAUCCACUACUCGUAAGCCUUUAAUUUGCAAAAACGGAGGAACUGACAAUGGUUACAACUGCUCAUGUCUCAUUGGAUUUAUUGGACCUGUCUGUGAAGAUGUUGAAGUUGCUGUUGAGCCAGAUACAAUCAACAGAACAGUUGUGGUUAAUAUAGACAUCAAUGAGGAAUAUAUUGAUGAAUAUGAGGAUGAGGAAUCACAGGAAUACAAAGAAUUUGUUGGAAACUUCACCAGCCAGAUGGAGGAAUAUUACAAAACAAGGAUAGAAAAUGUUAAAGAAGUGGUGGUCAUAAGUGUCAGCCCAGGAAGCCCAUUGGGCAGAUUAUCAACCAACAUUGUGGAAGAGAUACAAUUAAGGGCUGAAGGCACAGAUCUCACACCAACAAGAGUCGGUGUUAAUGUCAAACAUGAUGUCAUCCUGGCAAUUCCAAAUAACCCUGAUUAUGAGGAUAAAUAUGUGAAUAAUACUGAAGAAAUUACGGAGGCUGUUGGUGACCUUGUUGGCUGCACUCUAGACUGUCCGAGUUUUAAUGUCACAGUGAAGCCGACAGUGACGCCUACAGAACUAGAUCUUCAAUCGGUCUGUGAAAGGCUGAAUGAGGAUGCAGAUGUGACUGAUUUCUACCAGGCUGCGGAGGUUAAUAAGAAGGUAACCUGUGUGACUGCCUGCCAUCAGAAACACGAUAAGCAUAAAACAUGCUACAACAAGGGAGUGUGCAAAGUGUUUAAAGCCACCGGGCCACUCUGCCAUUGUGUGGACUUGUCCUCCACCUGGUACCUGAGCGAUGACUGCAGACUGCCCAUACAGAGGACGCCGUUCUUUGCCGGGCUGAGUGUGACGCUCACUGUUCUCUUGGUGCUGGUGGGAUUCCUGGCGGCGUUCGUAUUAAGGAACAAACAGAGGAGAUACAAAGACAUAAAAGACAAGCUGGUGAAUCAGUGGCUGAACGAGGACUUUGAGUGGUCCAGAUCAAACAUUGACGAAGUUUACGGAAACCCCACAUUCACUCAGAGCGAAGCAACCGUCCACUUAGAGGACCUAGAUGUUUACAGACAACCUCUACCUGCCUACCAGCCGACGCGUCCAUCUUCACAGAUUGACUACAGACAGUCAGCGGGCAUGUUCCCCCCGUCACGACAAGCUCACAGACACAUCACUCCUUCUAAUAUUUCUGGAUACUCACAGUCUGCUGGUCCAGCCCGUCAACUCAGAAACUCAGUCAACCAGCCGAUGAGGAUCAACAGGCCUCAGAUCAGGACGUCCUGGGAUGUCUGAGUGGCACACCAAGAAACUUUGUCUUAGAAAAUAUAACUGUAAAUAAACAAAGAGUUAUUUAAGUGCCUUAGAAAAAGAAAUGAAAAAGAAACAAGAAAACAUGAAAAAUGAUUUGCAGUGUUCAAAAAAACAAAUUCACAGUCUAUAGAUCUCAUCUGCGCUGCAGCAGAUCUGCAGGAGUGACGAUUAUUUAUUUUUCAUUCAUCAUCAUGAGUAACUCUUUUCCAAUUACACACCGCCAUUUGAAGUAUUUUUAAAAAAUGAAAGCAUACACAUCAAUAUUUUGAGUUGCUUAGUGCUGUGCUCAUGUUGGAUUAGUGUUGAGUGUGUUGAAAAGGUUGUAAGUACUAUAACCGCUAGUACAGUCAAGACCUACUCUUUCUGUAAAUCGUCUGCUGCUAACAUUUGUUAUGAUUUGGCGCAACCGAUCACAAUCGAUAUCUGAUGUUAAAAUGUGUCUGGACUUGUUCAAGUUUACCAAAGAGAGGCAGUUGUUAUUAUUUGUAUUAUUAUUAGGCUACAAAUUAGUUUUUGAAUAUUGUUAUUUAUUUUAUUUCUAUUUAUAUGUUAAUUGACCAGGUUUGACACAUUCAGAUUAAAGAUCUCUUUAACAAGGAGACCUGGCAGCAAUUCAAAGUUACAAUGAUAACAAGCAAAAAGGUUGAAGUAACAUUAAGGCCAUCAGAUCAGAAAAAAUAAGAAGCUGUUUGUAAAUCUGUGCCAAUUGAGGGAUAAACUAUGCAAUUUACUUAAACUGUGUGCAUUGUUUCAUAAACAUUGUGCACAGAUUCAUAUAAUCUGCUACUGUUCUGUAAACUGUGUGCAUUCAUUUAGAGCCCAUAUGCACGGAUUUGUAAACUGUGCAAGGAUUUGGGCAAUCUGUGCUAUCAGCCACUGAUAGCAGAUCUGAUUUUAAGCCUCGCACAUGGAUUUGUGAACCGUGGGAACUGAUUUACAAACAGCUUUUUUUUCUUAACUGAGCUUUCAGGGGCUCAGUAUCCCGUGGAAGUUUUUGGCCGCAACACUUUCUUUCCUAAUUUAUUUCCAUUUUUUAGAAUAACAAAUGGCCAAGAGUCCAAAGAACAAAGGUAUUAAUUACCAUCCUUCACCAAGAUUCAGAAAGAGACUCAACUCCCCACCCCUCCACCCCCCCCCCCCCCACACACACACACACACACACACACACACACACACACACACACACACACACACUACACAACCCAUGGAUUUUAGUACACCAUUAUUUUCAAAGCCAAAAUUCCUUGUAAGUCAUCAUUCUUGGGUUCAAUGUUGUUUACAAGUCACAUAAACUGCUUUGAACUAAAAUAUUCCAAACUCUGCUAUUCAUCGUUAUGCUGAUGAGUCUCUCUUUUACUGAUCUGAAACUAUAACUUGUCUCUCUCCUCUUUCUUAAUGUUGAAGAAAACUUUGGUCCCUGCAAACCUUCCGACUGCAGGUUAAGAAAUGAUUGUGGUGGUCUAUACAAACCCUGACUUCGGAUCUAAACACACGUUGAACAUAAAUGAAAGACAUAAACAGAGAAAACAGCCGACUACCAGAGUCAGGCCAUACUCUGUGAACUAGGUAUUAGUUUCAUUUAGGAUCUGAUUUUAUAACAGUAAAUGUUGUUUAUUGCUUUUGAUGCACUUUAUGUUAAUAAAAGUUCAUAACUUAAAAGA